Coregonus clupeaformis (lake whitefish) is the source of this 4965-nucleotide messenger RNA. RefSeq lists its product as uncharacterized. Gene Ontology annotation, biological process: response to muscle activity; regulation of DNA-templated transcription. Lineage: Eukaryota; Metazoa; Chordata; Actinopteri; Salmoniformes; Salmonidae. Gene Ontology annotation, cellular component: cytoplasm; nucleus. The record is from RefSeq and is a predicted model, not a curated record.
ACAGGCAAGGACAGGGGGACGCAGGAGGACACACACACAGCAUGUCACUGCUGCAGGAAAAGCUGAACCUGGAGACUUUAUACUCAUCCCACAGAUGCAGGAGCCUGUGAAGGUUGCCAUGGAUGACAUAGACCAUAGUGUGCACAUAGCGGAGCGUGACUGGGACAGCUUCUAUAAGGAGAGUGAGGAAUGCUCCCUACCACCGCCUGAGCUCGCAGGUUCAGACGACUUGGGCCUCAGUGAUGAGGAACCAGAGGAUUCUGGAUGUCCAGUGUGUCCGGCCCUAGACAAUGUCCAAGAUGACCCCCGGCAGCAGAAUGCAGCUCCAAACACUGCCAUCCCAUCUCAGCCCAGUGUUGAGGAAGAGGCUACCCUCAGAGAGGAUUUCAUCUGUACAGACCUGCCUGUAAAGGUUUGUGAGAGUGGCUCUGAAGAAACACAACUAAAUGAUCCAUUGAGAUUAACUGAGGAAGAGGGUGGUGCUCUCUUGGACAGGGUCUUUGACAACUCCCCCCAUGCACAGAAAGAAUCAGAUUCUGGCUACUAUGGAGAAAACAGAGAAUCUGGCUACUUUGAAGAAAACAGCCUCACCACAGAGUUGGUAGAAGAAACCCCAGGAGAGACUGCUGAGCAGAUCACAGAGGAGACCUCGAGGAACCAGGACGUACCAAAUGAUCUGGGCUCAGUUCCAGAAUCUUCUAGCAACACAUGCAUAGCUAACAGUGACCUCUCUGGAGCUUGUGAUGUCUCAGAUAUCAAAGGAUUCGACGGAGAGCUGCCAAGCGAAGGUGGCACUGGUACAUUACAUGACAUCUUAACACCCCAACCCCCACAGCCUGUGCCACUGCCACCCCAAGACCUGUACCUAGGACAAAAUAUCAGCCAGGAGCAGCUGUUGUGCCACACAGAAACAGCUAUAUUAUGCGAGAGAGACGCCAGAGUGGCGCCAAGGGAAGAAAAAGAGCGCUGGUUUGUGACCGUGAACGGAAGUCCAGCGCCACACAGAGUGCAUGCUGCCACUGCGAUAAAAAAAAAAAAAAAAACUUGUAGGAAUUCAGUCCCCCGGGGCCACCACACCUCAGAGGGGCCAAACCCUCCCCCUGAGAGUGAGUCAGAGAUAGAUAUAGACGGAAUGGAGGAAUCUAACGGACAGGAGACCAUGAAUGAGAUUAUUACACAGUCAUGCAAUAAGUCAAAACCACUGCCAAACACUCACACGUUGCCAAAUAAUUAUCAUAGAGAAGUCUAUAUAGAGUUUCCCAAAAUAAACGUAAGCUAUUCAGAGUUACCCCCUCUCUUUUCAGAGUUAAGCUCUUCAUCAUCAUUCAGUGAAGAAGUGAAUGUUUCUACAGAGUUGCCCCUUCAGAGGGAUGACUCUACUGAGACGCUCAACCCAGAGUCAUCUAUUGAAGAAAACAAACAGGAAAAUUACAGCUCUGCCAUUGGCUUAAAAAGGUCAGUAGACCAUCCAUUAUCCAAACUACAAGACCUAUUAUUUGCGCAGACAGACGAAGAUGCACCACAACUUCACCGCUCUGAGUCUGUGGACUCGAAUGAGGAAGUGGAAUUCUUUUACACCACCAGCACCAGCUAUGAUUCUGAAGAGGAGUAUGUCUCAGCCACAGAAAUGGAGGAUACUAACACACCUUCCAGUAAGAUAGAUUCCACUCUCUCUGCGUCUCUGCCCCUACAAAUCGACACUGCUAAUUCACAGCCACUAAUUGAGGAAGACUGUCUAAAUUGCCCCGUGCUGCCACAACGUGAAGGUUAUGAAAACACAGCUGACCAGGCUUACAUCGACUCUGUCAGAACAUGUCCGUCCACUGGUCGCAGUAACAGUAACCCCAUAAUGUCUGACGAAAGCUCAGUGCCAGCUGAUUCAAACAACAGCCCUAACUCCCACAUGACUAAUGAGGCACCAGCACACAGAGUUGGUGAGCCACUUACAGACUGGGAACAUUUACCACAGACAAACACUUCAGAAGAUCAACCUACACCUCCUCUUCCUCUUCCCGAAGUAACAGUGACACCAACAGAAACCCCUGAAACAUCUUAUAAUGCAUCAGACCCCACUCGCCCAGUGUAUGCCAUCUCUGCUUUCUGGGAUGAAAUGGAAAAAUGGACAAUUAAAGACAUCUUGCACCUCAGGGUAUCUAGAAGCCCAUCUCCCCUGAAGGAUAGCCUCCAUCCUCAGGAAUCUGACCGUGCACAUGUUGAUGUCACAGUCACAGACAUGCAGAGCAGUUACCUGACUGAUAUUGCAGAAGACUACUCACAGGACAGCUCUCUAGUGGACACUUCAGAUACUGCAGACUCUGACUAUUUCACACACAACGAUGACUCCCCCAAGCCAGACCGCUCGAGUUGCGAGUUCUCUACCUUCUCCGAUUUUGACGAAGAGUACAUGCAAUUUUUUGGAACCAGCUCAAACCCCAGCCCUGAGCCUGGGAACUUCAAACGAAGAAGACCAGAGUCUCCCUGCUCAGGAGCCAUCUCACAAGAGGAAGAAACAGACUCCAGUACUGGCCUGGCCACUCCUGUUGACUGUGAGGAGCUUGCAGCGCUAUCCUCCUCCUCUGAAGACAGCAUCCCCAAUGAAGACAGCAUCUCCAACACCAGCCUCCUCCCAGAAGCUACAUGCCUGAAAGGGAUCAAGAAGAGCAGAAGCAUGUGCAACAUUGUGCAAGCUCUGGAGGUAGCUAAAGUAGAGAUGCAGCUGAAAGACAUGCACAAUGCCCAAGCUCUGGAUGUCGAGAAGCAACUGAAAGACAUGUGCAAUGUACAAGCAGCUCUGGAGAUCCACAUGCAGCUGAAAGAUGUGCACAAUGUACAAGCUCUGGAGGUCGAGAUGGAGCUAAAAGACAUGUGCAUUGUACAAGCUCUGGAGGUACCGGAGGUAGAGAUGCAACUACAGGAGAUGCACAAUGUACAAGAUCUUGAGGUUGAGUUACAGCUAAAGGACGUGCCCAUUGUACAAGCUCUGGAUAUAGAAACGAGGCCAAAACACAUGCAAAAUGUACAAGCUCUGGAGGUAGCAAAAGUAGAAAUGCAGCUGGAGAUGGUCGUAAAAAAAGCUCUGGAAAUAAAAGACAUGCACAAUGUCCAAGCUCUGGAGGUCGAGAUGGAGCUAAAGGACAUGAUCGAGGAAGCCGAAAAUAGAUUAUUUCUCAACAGCUGUCAGGACUUGGACUUGGCAGAGAAUCCUGUUCUUGCUGUGAUUGAUAGGAUCAGCCGAACGCCCUCCCCAAUUCUACCCAACACAGACAUACUGGACGAACUCUACAGAAUCACCUUUCCAGAACUAUAUGAGUACCUGUUCACAGAGGAUGUCCUCUCUGUCUACAAGUCCCUAAUGUCUAUGUCAGUGCCUGAGAGCUGUUAUGACUACUCUCUCUCUAAGUACAGAGCUGGAGUGUUAUUCCCUCCCCUGGUCCAGCAGUCCCUGCAUGGUGAAGGAGAACCAGUCCCAAUCUUCUCCUGCUCCCGCUCGGCUGCACGAGACCUCACGUUCCCCGAACUGGAAGAUUUUCUCUUCCCACAACAAGACACAUAUCUCGAAUCCGAGGAGGAGGACGACUGCUCCCCUAUCCGAGUGGUGACUCGCUCCGACAUCCAGGCCAAAGAGGCUGUGUCCCUCUCCUCCUCCUCUUCUGCAGCCCCAGAUGGUUACCCACCAAACACCCACUUCUACAGCCAGAGAGGCUGGACAGGGAACUGGAAGAGCCUGCUCUCCCUGAGGAGGAUCCGCUUCCCAGGAAAAGGCAGCACUAGCUGGUGCUGGAGGUCUGGUGCCUGGAUGUCUCCAGCUGUGAGUCAGGCUCAGAGGGCUCUGCCCCCUCCCAUUACACCGAGCAGCCAAGCUGAUACAAUUGUCAACAAAGCAACCAGGAUCUCCCCUCCUCCUCCUGAGGUCAUCCAACUCGGACAUCAGAUCUUCAGACAGCUUUCAGAGAAGCAGAGACGAUUCAAAAGCCUACAGACAUCCGUCUCAGUAUCAAAGAAAGAUGGCAUCCUCUUCUCACUGAAGCAGUCUGACAUGUGUCUGGUCUGUAUUGCCUUUGCCUCCUGGGUACUGAGGUCAGCUGAUCCAAUGGCUGCAGACACAUGGAAAGCAGCUCUGCUGGCAAAUGUGAGUGCCAUAUCUGCCAUCCAGUACCUUCGGCGCUAUGUGGUGAAGAGAAGGGAAGCUGAAGACCUGAAUGAUUCAACUGAAGACGAGGCAUGAUAUGUAGCUAUUGCUUCUAGAGAACCCUUUCCAAACAUUUUCACUUGGGGCCAUAGGAGUGUCAUCAGAGUUUCAUACAAUGUAGAAACACUAACAACCAUGUAUAUCUCAAUCACAGUAGUAAUUGCCAUAGCAUUACAUACUGUUUACUGGCAGUACAGUAGUAGUAAAGUUAAUAAGCAUUCUAAUCCACAUGGGGCAGUUUUCCGGAUAUAGAUUAUGUCUAGUCCAGGACUAAAUCUCCAUCAAAAGUGCUUUUUAGUCUGGUACUAGGCUUAAUCUGUGUCUGGGACACCGGCCACAAAUGUUUUACUCAACAGGAAGCUUGAGCUGGUAAAUUAAAUUAGGUUUUGACAGUGAGACAUUUUCUAAAUUAGUAUGUUCAAUAUGAAAACAUUUCUCAGAUAGCAUUAAAAAACCCUAAAUAGCAGGGAUAAAAAAAAUCUGGGUGAACGGAGGUUGAUGUGGACCAUAGAGACUAAUAGAGACUGUACAGUAUGUCAAUGUAACUUUACAGUAACAUGGUAAGCAUGACUAUGUGGUGCCUUCAUGUAAUAAAACAGAGUACUUGGGUGUUGUAAAAAGCAUUUGUUGUGAUUAAGUCAGUCAGCAUUGUCAGUUCUUACAUUUUAUCAAGAGAAUUUGAAAGCUAACCAGAGUGCCUAUUUUUGAUAAUAAUAAUAAUAUGCCAUUUAGCAGACGCUUUUAUCCAAAGCGACUUACAGUCAUGCGUGCGUCCA